UCCAAAAAGGACCCACUUACCCAGCACUUUUCACUUUCCCUUUUCUGAAAAAACGACGAUCUUCUUAGGAAUCCCUAACCGACCCUGAACCAAGCCCCUUUUUUUCCUAUUCGAAUCAGUUCUAUUGACCCAUUUUUCGGGUCUCCUUGUUAAUGGGAUUUGUGGGUGAAUUUAUUGUGAAAUCUGGUUGUUGUUCUAGUUGGGGUUAGUCAAUUUGAAUUAAGGAAAUGAAGAGAGGGAAAGAUGAUGAUAAGAUCAUGGAUCCAAUGUUCCCUAGACUUCAUGUUAAUGAUGCUGAUAAAGGAGGUCCUAGAGCACCGCCCAGGAACAAGAUGGCUCUUUAUGAGCAGUUUAGUAUUCCCACCCAGAGGUUUAGUCAUGCUGCUUGCCCUCUGUCUUCUAACAAUGGUAACUUGGUUACUCCGGGUUUCUCAAGCCAGGGGAGUGGUCGUGAAAGAAAUAUGCUUUUCCCUCCUCCUGUGCAACCUUCAACACCCACUCAUCAAGCUGAGAAGUUACAUGGAUGUCAGCCUGCUGGAGCAACUUUGAACACUCGUUUAGCACAGCUUGAGGAAAAAAAGAAGAUAGGAAAUGAUGAUGAUUUUGCAGUUCCUGUAUUUGCUCACCCCGAAAUAGAUCAAUGCCAUAGUAAAACCCAAAGUGGCAUUCACAGGGGAAAAAUCUCUCCUGUGAGCCCAACUUAUCCUGGUCACUUAACGAAUUUGCAAAAUAUUUUUGAUAAGGAUGCAAAAAGAAGUAGUUCCUUGGUUUCUAAUCCUAGACAUGAGACUAGACACCAAGGUGAAGAGAACCCCAACAUUUGCACCUCGAUUAGCAACCAUUCAGUAAAAUCUUUUGCAAAUGAAUCAGCCAGAGAUAGAGUUGAUGGAUUUGCAAAGGUAGCUAGUGCAUUACCAAGUCAAGAGUAUGUAGAUCUCCCUGGAUCUGAUCUUAGCAGAUUAAACAGCAGUAAUGCUUUGUUACAACAUGAAUCUAGAGCUGGGUUGCAACAAAAUGACCGUGGACAUUGUGAUGAUGAUGAAUCUGGGAGGGAUGCUGAGAAGGAAAUUGUUCCCCAGACAAGAAGUGGUGCACAUACAAGGGAAGAGCAUGGCAGUCCUAACGAGCCUGUUAUUGACAAUGACUAUAAUGGAACCAAUACAUGUGGGUCACCACAGUUUAGAAAUGGAGACAAAAGCGAUGAUGUCUCGGACACCUCCAUGGUGGAUGGUAUAUCGGGCUUGGAUAUCACUCCUGAUGAUGUUGUGGGAAUAAUAGGUCAAAAAGAUUUCUGGAAAGCUAGAAAAGCAAUCGUCAAUCAACAAAGAGUGUUUGCGGUUCAAGUAUUUGAGUUACAUAGACUGAUUAAGGUCCAACAACUGAUUGCUGGAUCACCACACAUAUUGCUUGAGGACAGUGCCUAUCUUGGCAAACCUUCUUUGAAUGCUUCUCCAGCAAAGAAGCUUCUGCCAGAGUAUGUUGUAAAACCACUACCUCACGUCAAAUGUAGAGAUGAUUCUGAGAAGCCUAAUCAUAAGAUGGAAUGCUCUGCGGAAAAUGCAGUUGGGAAGACAUCUCUUUCUUCUGUGAAAAAUGUUAGUCAGCCUUCAAAUUAUGGGCCUUACCUUGCAAACCCACCAUCAGCACCCAUGGCUGCUGAUUCCAGAAUGGGCCCAUGGUGUUUUCAUCAUUCACCUGUGCAUCAGUGGUUAAUUCCAGUCAUGUCCCCUUCUGAAGGGCUUAUAUACAAACCAUGUCCUGGUCAUGGAUUUAUGGGAGCAGUUUGUGGGACAGGUUGCGGGCCUUUUGGGUCAACUCCCCUGUCUGGUAACUUUAUGAAUCCAGCCCUUGGAAUGCCAUCUCUUCAUCCUCAUCAAGGGAUUGGUGCUAUACCGGGUGCUCAUCCAGUUGGUCAUAGUUACUUCCCUCCAUAUGGCAUGCCAAUAAUGAACCCAUCUAUCUCAGGUUCAGCAACUGAACAAAAGAACCAGUUUGCUGGACCUGGUCCACAUGGUCAGUUAUCUGGAGGGGGAGCUAACUUCAACAUGCAGCACAAAAGCUCAAGUAAUGUUCCAGCCCAGAAGAGUGGAGCUAUUCCACAAGUAAUGCAGUUUCAGGCAUCUAAAGACACAGAGCUACAAGGAAGUACAGCUAGUAGUCCAGGUGAGAGAAUACAAAGUGAAGGGACAGGUCCAGCUGUUGAAGGAAGAGAUUCACUUCCACUUUUCAAUAAGGCUCCAGUCAUCCAAGAGGGAGUCCCACAGCCUCAUGAUACAGACCAGCCAACCAAAGUGAUCAAAGUCGUGCCUCACAAUCCUAGAUCAGCUACUGAGUCUGCAGCUCGAAUUUUUCAGUCUAUUCAAGAAGAGAGGAAGCAGUAUGACUCAAUUUAGCUUGCUUGUGUUGAACAAACUCUUUACUGGAUUAUGAUCUGAUACUAUCUGCUUCGGAAUGUUGCCUGGUAAUUUCCCUCUACCUUUUUGGGCAUGAUAUUUGUGAUAUAGUUUAUUCACAUGUAGAUAUAUCUCUAGAAUUACAAGAAGUCAGUGUACUAUGAAUAUUGCUUAAAAUCGAUACCAAGUAGAGGGAGAUCUGCUGAGGGGACUAUGGUGUCUUACUCUUACAAACGUGAUAACUAGUUUCUCUGUAACUGCCUACCUGUCUCAUGUUGUAGACUAUGUAUUGUGACAGCUGUAGUAAAGAGCACUAGAUAUCAUCUUCUGAGGUUUUCUUGUAUUUAGUUCUUUAGUGAUUUUCUUUAUAUAAAGUCAAAUGUGGCUUUGGUUUGGCACGAUUGUGCUGUUGCUUUCA
This is a messenger RNA of Mangifera indica (mango), 2811 nucleotides long. Its product is annotated as protein EARLY FLOWERING 3-like. The record is from RefSeq and is a predicted model, not a curated record. The coding region runs from base 228 to 2393 and encodes 721 amino acids. Gene Ontology annotation, biological process: regulation of photoperiodism, flowering. The transcript has 4 exons. Lineage: Eukaryota; Viridiplantae; Streptophyta; Magnoliopsida; Sapindales; Anacardiaceae.